CAACCUCUGUCACUCUCACUGCGUCAUCCAUUCACUCUCUCUCUCUCUCUCUCUCUGUCUCUCUCUAGCCAUGAAUUCCCUUUCCAUUUCCAUGUCUACACUCCUGAGACCUUCACCUUCUCUUUUAUCAUAUACCUCCUCCACAUCUCAUAAAACGAGCACCUUUCGCUGUAAAUCCCCUUCUUUAGCAAUCCAAGCUCGCAUUUCUUCAUCUUCUUUGGCAAACUCCCGCCUAAAAGUUCUAACUGACGUCGAAACAUCGGGGUUGGGUUUUGAGCUUGAACCCUCUUAUCCUCUCUACCCAUCUUUUACUGCUCCUCAGACGCAGGAGACUGCCAUGAGAGGCGCCGCGUCAGAUGUAAUGGGGUUGUUGCUGAAGGAGAGGAUUGUAUUCUUAGGCAAUAACAUAGAUGAUUUCGUUGCCGAUGCAAUUAUAAGCCAGCUGCUGCUGUUGGAUGCUCAAGAUCCUACCAAGGAUAUUCGGCUCUUCAUUAAUUCGCCCGGCGGAUCUCUGAGUGCAACAAUGGCUAUUUACGACGUGGUGCAGCUUGUGAGAGCAGAUGUUUCCACCGUUGCACUUGGAAUUGCAGCAUCAACGGCAUCAAUCAUCCUAGGUGGUGGCACAAAAGGAAAACGUCUUGCAAUGCCUAACACAAGGAUAAUGCUUCAUCAACCUCUUGGAGGUGCUAGUGGGCAAGCGAUAGAUGUGGAGAUUCAAGCCCGGGAAAUAAUGCAUAAUAAGAACAAUGUCACCAGAAUUAUUUCUGGUUUCACCGGUUGGACUUUCGAACAAAUCCAGAAAGAUAUUGAUAGAGAUCGUUACAUGUCUCCAAUUGAAGCCGUUGAAUAUGGAAUUAUUGAUGGGGUUAUUGAUAGGGAUAGCAUUAUUCCACUUGUGCCAGUACCAGAAAAGGCAAAAUCAAGACUGAACUAUGAAGAAAUAAGCAAAGACCCAAAAAAGUUUUUGACACCAGAUAUUCCUGAUGAUGAGAUAUACUAGACUGAGGACAUCUAAUGCAGGUAUAUCAUUGCUUCCUUGCUGUUUCUUGCCCAUCUUUAUAAUAACUACAAUUUUAAAUUGGCUGCUAGCUUGCAAAUAGAAGACAGAAUGGUUACACAUUUGAAUAUGAAACCUGUGGAACUUUUGAUGAUAUAA
This is a messenger RNA of Nelumbo nucifera (sacred lotus), 1156 nucleotides long. Its product is annotated as ATP-dependent Clp protease proteolytic subunit 4, chloroplastic-like. Lineage: Eukaryota; Viridiplantae; Streptophyta; Magnoliopsida; Proteales; Nelumbonaceae. The record is from RefSeq and is a predicted model, not a curated record. Gene Ontology annotation, biological process: protein quality control for misfolded or incompletely synthesized proteins. Gene Ontology annotation, cellular component: endopeptidase Clp complex. Gene Ontology annotation, molecular function: serine-type endopeptidase activity; ATP-dependent peptidase activity; ATPase binding.